CACGUUCCUGUUGCGCGGCCGCUUCACCUGUUCGCGUUAUAAAAUCAAUACCCUACUCGCGCAUACCCGCCAAUGGGAUAUAUCGCAAUAAUAACCAUACCCGAUACUGCGGACGCGGACGCGGCCGAGCUCAGUAGGUCCAGGUCUCCGGCGAAAUUCAGCGGUGCGCGCCGGCGUGCGCUACAGUCUGCGCGGUUCGCCGACCGAAUACUGUCGUCACUGUCGCGGGGUUCUGUGACAAUAAUAUUAUCGCACUCGUGUUGGAACGCGCGGUAGCCGUCCAUCCGGGUACGGCGCACUAUGCACUGCGGUCGCGAAACGAUACCGUCCGACGUCGCCACGACGGUAAUGCCGAUUCUCAACAUCCAGGAAAUAACCGAUAAAUUGCCGACCGACGCGUGAGUAACCCGCACAUAUUACCUAUUAUUCUAUACGCCUCGAUCAGAUCGAAUAAUCCAAAACAAAAAACGCAAUCGAAACAAUACAAUAUAUACGAUUGUAGUGUACGCUAAAAAACGAACAAAGUUGAUUGUGAGAUAAUUUAGUAGGUACAAACAGGUAGGCACUCGGAUUCUAUCACGCCCUGUAAAUAUGACGUACGCUAUAAUUAUAAUAUUAUACACGUUAUAUAGGUUUACGAGACCUUUAAUUUGUAAAUACGAACAGGUUCAAACAUUUAUUUGUUGAAACUGUUCAAGUUCGUUUCUCUGAAAAACAAAUAGAAUACAGGUUAAAUUGUGUUUCUCUUUAGAAUAGAUUGUAUACUAAGAGCUUUUAUAUUCAACUUCACUUGGUGUCUGGAUUCUGGAUGAAUGAAUGAAUGGAUCUUAAGGUCGAAUCUUGUAUUUGAAAUAAGGUACUGGUGGUGGUACAGUCCUCGACUUGGGAGGACGCAGGGGGACGGAAUCUACUAAUUGUUUAGAAAUGUUAGCGUAAACACAUCUACUACUAGUUUUACGCGGGACGGAAUUCAUUUUAAUUAAAAUGUUAACUUUAAACGCGUAUAAAACAAUUACUAAAUUAUAUAUAUAUAUAUGCUCAUCUUUUAUUUUUCCGAUUCGAGCAUUAUAAUGAGAGUGAUGUUGGUGAUAAUGUUAAGGAAGGGGUUACAACAAACUUCACACUAAAAUCACUGUUGUUAAUAGGAUUAACUAAUAUUUAAAAUUAAUAUCUAUAGUUUUAAAAUUCUGUUUGCAACAUAACAAGUAGAAACUCAUCAUGCAAAUUUUAAAAAUGAUUGUUCGUAAUUUAUAAACUGUAAAAAUAUAUAAAAUAUAAUAGUAAUUAAAAUUAUGUACCUGCAGUACCUAUAAUAAUACUGUGAAUUACAAAUUACAGAUGGUCUUUCAUUGGCAAAGUUAUAAACAAGACAAAAGUGCAAAAUUUGUCUGGUCGUAAUGGAAAAUAUUUCUACUUCGAAGUUGUAGAUACAACUUCGAAAAUCAAGUGUUGGGUUUACAACGAAGAAAUUCCGGCCUUUUAUUCGCAUUUGAAGGUGAACUCUAUAUUUAUAAAAUACGAACACUGCAUUACAUUUUUAAGAACAAAAUUCUAUUUUAGUUAAAAGUAGGAAAUAAUCGCUAAUUCACCAUUAAAACUAAUUAAAUAUAAUGAAAAACAACAAGUCAGCCAAAAUAUUAUAGUGUACUACUUAUACAUGCAGACAUCGUCAUUAUACGAAUUAUGUUUUGAUAUAGUACUAAUUUUCAGAUUAACAGUUUCUACAAGAUUCAAAAUGUCUGGGUGAAGAAGAAAACCAAUGUACCUACAAACCUAACAUACCAGCAUACGUGCCAUAUUAUUUUUCAAAACGAGACAGUAAUGCAUAAGAUGGACGAUUUGAUUAGAUCUUUAGAGAUCGUGAAUAAAGUUGAAACAGAAACAACAAUUGGUAAACAUAUAACUUAAAUUAAUGUUAAAAAUGAGUUGAUAUCUAAAACUGGUAAUACCAAAUUUACCAGAGCAAAUUUGUUUUAGGUCCAUUGGUAUUUGGAAUCAUAACUAUGAUUGGAGAUUUUCAAAAUCUUAAAUCGACGUUUGACAAGAAGAUUCUUAAAGUCAGAGAGAUAAUAAUUACAGACAAAAGCCGUACUAAUGUGCGAACACUUAAAUUUUAAUAUUUUAAUAUAAUAAAAUGUUGUUUAUGAAAUUAUUAUACACACUCCUCACAGUGAUGGGUGUUGUUAUAAUUCUAUAGAUACAUAUUUAAGUUCUCUUUUAUUUAUGUAUAAAUUAUAUAGAUUCAAAUAAAUAUUUGGGACGAAGAUUCUGUUCAUUUCUUGGGCCAGGUCGGAGACGUUAUACAGAUCAAAAAUGGAGUCAAGUUUAACGAUAUCGUUUCGAUUUAUAACUUCGAAAUCAAUUCUAAAUCCCAGCAAACAAGAUUGUUGAAAAUUUGGUACGAAGAUUACAAACAUCGCUCUGUAACUUAUAAUGGCCCAUGCAACGAAGAAGGUAUAUUUAAAUAUUAUAUAUUUACAUUAUUUUUUUAAUAUGAUAAUAGCUCAGUUAUUUUUAAAAUUGAUUUAAAUAUCAGAGUUUUAAUAUUAGCAUGAUACCCGAGAAUGAACAAAUUUCAGUGAACGUUUAGUGUUACAUAAAUUACAAUAAAUGGUUACAAUAUUAUCUCCAACUAUAGCGAAUUAUUACAAUUAUGUUUGAAUUAUUAAUCUAUAGGUUAAGAUAAUUUUGAAUUUAAUUCUUAAAAUCAUUACAAAUUUGAAGAGAAUAAUUUUUUCGAAAAAAAUAUAAAGCCUUUUCCUAUUGUCAUAAUUAAAAUAGGGGUAAUAAUUUCUAUUAAAAAUAUUGUUCAAAAAACUUACAACCAUAAAAUUUACCAUGAUAGAUGUGUUUGAGCAGUGCAAUUAUGCUAGGAAUAGGAGGCAUCUAUUGUUACCGUUGUAUACGCAUUUUAUAUCUAUUAAUAUCUAUUUAAUAAUUAUUUUUUUUUUUUAGAUUUAUGUGCAUGUGCAAGGAUUUUUCAACUAACUCGACAGUUUAAAGGGACUUUGCGUUCUCUAAGUCUUGAAGAUAUUCACCGUCAAAGAAUUUCGAUUUCUAGGUGUUUACUUAAGCCAUACGAAGAAAUUCAACAUUUGGAUCAAGAAAAAUUAAAAUUGGACUUGAAAAAAUUGGAUCUAAAAAUAAUGAGCCAAAUGACCAACGAAGAACUGGAUACUCUAUUACUUGUACGAGGACGAAAUCGGCGUCUACAAAAACUCACCGAAGUCAUUAAAUCUCAAAAUUUAAGUAAAGAGUGAUUUAAUUCACUUUAAAACAGUAGACAUUUUUGUAACCAUUUUGAAAGUUUAACCUUUAUAACUUUUGUAACUUAAACAUCAUAGUCCAGAUUAACUGGUUUAAUGUUAAAUAAUAUUUGACGUUACUCAAUAGGAAUUUGCUUACUCGGUAUUAUAGUGAUCAACUCUCACAAUUUCAAUCUUUUGAAACAUCGGUAUACGAACAGAAAAAUCUUUUAGAUGAACCAAUAAGUGAUACCAAUUAGAUAUGGGCGAUGAACUUUUUUUAAUUCGUUAAUUUGUUUACUCGAUACUGAACCACUUUAAAAACCACAAAUACCUAUAAUUAUAACAUGUUAGGUAUAUCAAUUUUGAUACCUACCUAUUUGACUAUGGUUUAUAUUUUUUUCACGCUAGUUAAUAACAUUACCAUUGUAAUCAUUGUAAUUGCUAUAAUGGAAUUUUAUUUAUAAUCAGGGUGAUUUAUGUGGAACUGGAGAAACUGCACCCUUCCAGAAAUUCUGAGAAAUGAAAUAAUUUAAAUAAAAGUAGGGCAGAUUUUGGGGCAUGUCAUGGUCAAUAGUAUUUAAUUUAUUUUUUAAAAAAAAGCUAUCAGGCUGAAAAAUUUUUUUGGAUACGCGCCUGUUUUGGAAUUGUGAUAAAACUUCCACCAUACAUUUAUUUCUAUUAUAGGCACGUAUUAUGCAGUGCCACCCAUUUCAUAUAUCUUAAUAACUAAUCAAAAAUCGUUAUUUAACAUUAAUAACUCAAGAACACUUGACAAGUUUUUAGAUACCUACAACCAUAUCAUUGGAAAAACAAAAAUAUAAAAUAUAUUGACUUAGGAAAAAUUUUAAUUAAAUUAGUAGGUAGGUACGUCAUAAUAUUAAAUUUCGAUGCAUUGUACUUUUUGGUAUCUAUCCAAUAAAAAAUUAUAACAUUUCAUCAUAUUAUAAUAUAAUUAAUAUUACUUAUAUCAAUAUCGAAAAUAUAAUAUUUUAAACAUAUAUCGAUUCAAUAAAACAUCAAUAAUAUAUUAUAAAUACUGGUACUUUUUUCAAUUAGUGUACGUAUAAAAUAUAAGGUUAGAUUUACAUCUAAUCAACUUAAAUGAUAAAAAAAAAAUUUAAUUUGAUCAACAUUAGGUAGGGAAAUAACUCAUGUUCCAGCUGGAUUCAACACUAAAAAUUCAUAUCAAAAUUAUAGUUUCAAGGGCACUUAUAGGGUAAUUUUCACAUAGGGAACAAAAUUAAACUAGAUUCCAAAACCUAUUUAUAUAUACUAUGGUAUACUAGGUUGCUAGGUUGUUAUUUCUUGAAAAGAAAUGAAGAAGAAAGGGUAAGCAAAUUAUAUAAACAUUAGCUUUAAAAAAACGACGACAAUGACGGAUGAUGAAGCUUAAUAGGCGAAAUGAUCUGCAGACAAGUCAAUGUAAAUUGAAAUCAACAAUUUUUCAAAUCAAAAUAAAUGAUAUUUAGACCCAAAAGCCAAACAAAACUGUAGGACUUGUGGUUGACGGAUUUCAAUUUUGAAAAAAAGAUUAUGAUUCCUUAUGUUCUUUACUAGGAUAUUUUGGAAUUAUUUUAAUUAUAAUUAUCAUAGAUAAGAGACAAAAUACUUUAUGUACAUUUUAAAAAAUACAACUAUUUUAUUUUACGAUAUACAGUAAAAUAAUUAAAUUUCCAUUUCCAACAUACCCUAGUAAAGAACCUAAAGAUUUAUUAUCUGUUUUCAAAAUUUAAAUCCGUCAAUCACGAGUCCUACAGUUUUGUUUGGAUUUUAAGUCUAAAUCGACUAAAAUACACACCGUCACCAAUUGCCUCAAGUGCAUAAGAC
Molecule: messenger RNA, 5075 nt
Organism: Cinara cedri
Lineage: Eukaryota; Metazoa; Arthropoda; Insecta; Hemiptera; Aphididae
Source: the annotation of a GenBank genome assembly